This is a messenger RNA of Ipomoea nil (Japanese morning glory), 486 nucleotides long. Its product is annotated as putative glycine-rich cell wall structural protein 1. The record is from RefSeq and is a predicted model, not a curated record. The transcript is spliced from 2 exons. Bases 1 to 486 code for a protein of 161 amino acids. NCBI's taxonomy places the organism in Eukaryota, Viridiplantae, Streptophyta, Magnoliopsida, Solanales, Convolvulaceae.
AUGAGUCAUCAGCUUGUGAAGGUGAUUCUUGCGCUCUCUACAAUAUGCCUUCUUGUAACGUCUGCGGUUUCUCGUCAGGCUGGUGGUGGAGGAGGAGCUCGUGGUGGCGGCGGCGGCACUAUAGGUAGUGGUGGAGCAAAGGGAGGUGGUGUAAGCAGCGGAGGGGAUGCAAAGGGUGGUGGAACAACAACUGGAACUGGUGGCGGAACAAAUAACAGAGGCCGAGGUGUAGACGGUACAGUUGGUGGUGAUGACGGAGGUCCCGCCGGGAUUGCUAAUAGAGGUAGCGGAACCGGCGGUGGAGCUAUCGGAGCACGGCCGGACCUUCUACUGGAAGAGAUCAUUAACAAGAUACGGCCCCUUCCACUGCCAAUUGACGAAGCAACAGAAGACAAGCUGUGUUGGCCUGCUAGCAUGAUAGGUAAUUUUUCUGUUAGUUUAGCCUUCAAUAUCAUUACAUGGAACGCCGAUCAGGAAGGAAACUAG